ACAUACACACGCACACACACACAGACACACACACACAGAGAGGCAGGCUGAGAGGACAGACAGUACUGUAGUUCACAGGUAUGAUGAGGUGCGUCUUGUUUCUGGCUCUGAUGGUCUCUGAGGUUUGUGGUGAUAUGAAUCUACAUGACUACUGGAUGUCCUGGAAAAAAGAAUUCAAUAAAAAUUACAGCAGUGUGAGAGAGGAAACAUACAGGAGAACAAUCUGGGAGCAGAAUGUUUUGGAAGUGAUGAAGCACAAUGAAGAAGCUGCAGCAGGACAACAUACCUUUACCACUGGGAUCAAUCACCUUUCAGACAUGACCGCAGACGAAGCCAAUGCUAAACUGAAUGGUCUGAGGGUGGAUAAUCUUUCUUCUGAAGAUGAUAAUGAUAAUUUCACCUUUCUGAGUGAUUUCUCUCUCCCUCCCAGUGUGAACUGGACUGAGGAUGGAUUUGUCACCCCUGUACAGGACCAGGGUGACUGCAAUGCCUGCUGGGCGUUCAGUGCAGUUGGAGCUUUAGAAGCUCAAAUGAAGAUGAAGAAGGGUCGUCUUGUUCCUCUGAGUGUUCAGAACCUGGUGGACUGCAGUUCUGAGGAGGGAAACCGUGGCUGCUCUGGAGGCCUCCUGACUAAUGCCUUUAAUUACAUAAUAAACCACAGGGGCAUCAGCAAGGACGCUGACUACCCUUAUGAACAAAAGGUUGGAUUUUGCUUCCCUAGUCAUAAAUAUGGACGCUGUUCUGGUUUCCGGGUUCUUCAGCGUUAUAAUGAGUUUGAGCUGCAGAAGGUGGUGGCUAACAUCGGGCCGGUCGCAGUAGGAAUUAAUGCUAACAAUUCCACAUUUUACCAUUACAAGACUGGUAUUUACAAUUACUGUUCUGAAGCUCAACCACUGAAUCACGCAGUUCUUGUGGUUGGAUAUGGAAAAGAAGAUGGGCAACAAUACUGGCUGGUCAAAAACAGUUGGGGUGUUAACUGGGGAGAAGGAGGAUAUAUGAGACUCCAGAGAAACAACAAUCAGUGUGGAAUUGGCAGCUACAGUGUCGUCCCCAUUGUAUAACCUCAGGAGAUUUUUCCUUUCCUUGCUGUAAUGAACUAAUUUUAUUCAUUAAUCUCUAAUAAAAUGUUAGUCUUCUGUACGUACGUAUGCAUGUACGCAACAUCUGGUAGUUGUGAUGAAAAAACAUUUCUGUUUUUAGAAUGAACAAAAUCCAGAGCUGCUUAUAUUGUAUACCAUGUGGUCCAUUCACCAGAUUAAUGUGAAAUAAAUGUUUGUUUUUAACAUUA
Tachysurus vachellii is the source of this 1288-nucleotide messenger RNA. RefSeq names its product cathepsin S-like. Lineage: Eukaryota; Metazoa; Chordata; Actinopteri; Siluriformes; Bagridae. Gene Ontology annotation, molecular function: cysteine-type endopeptidase activity. Gene Ontology annotation, cellular component: lysosome. Gene Ontology annotation, biological process: immune response. Bases 81 to 1061 code for a protein of 326 amino acids. The transcript is spliced from 8 exons. The record is from RefSeq and is a predicted model, not a curated record.